AUGGGUCUAAGGCUUAGAGCACUUGAAGACUUCCCCAUCAUGAGAUGCCAGGUCUUUUAUUGGGUACUGGUUCUUAACUCUGGACUUCUCUACAAGUUUUGUCAAACUAUCAAAUGCAGAGCAAGUUGGAGGCCUGCCAGAGCACCCAGAGGAUGGAAUGAAGCAACAGAGAGGCAUCAGGAAAGGAGAACACAGAUGGAGACAGAGGUGGGAGGCAUAAGCGCCACCUACUGGCACACUUGCACUUGCACAGACAGGAGGGCUGAAAAGUUGGUCGUGGAUGGAAAUAACUGCUUGUUUCACAAAUGA
This is a messenger RNA of Mandrillus leucophaeus (drill), 309 nucleotides long. RefSeq names its product chromosome unknown open reading frame, human C7orf69 (gene PKD1L1-AS1). The record is from RefSeq and is a predicted model, not a curated record. NCBI's taxonomy places the organism in Eukaryota, Metazoa, Chordata, Mammalia, Primates, Cercopithecidae.